Lytechinus variegatus (green sea urchin) is the source of this 6718-nucleotide messenger RNA. It is a transcript of the gene dicer1, whose product is annotated as endoribonuclease Dicer-like. Gene Ontology annotation, biological process: siRNA processing; pre-miRNA processing; apoptotic DNA fragmentation. The transcript has 19 exons. The record is from RefSeq and is a predicted model, not a curated record. Gene Ontology annotation, molecular function: ribonuclease III activity; RNA binding; deoxyribonuclease I activity. The coding region runs from base 147 to 5588 and encodes 1813 amino acids. Gene Ontology annotation, cellular component: nucleus; cytoplasm; RISC complex. NCBI's taxonomy places the organism in Eukaryota, Metazoa, Echinodermata, Echinoidea, Temnopleuroida, Toxopneustidae.
ACAAGUUAUUUUGCCAUUUGGCUAUUCACCACCAUCGUACAUCACCUUUCCACUGCGCUAGAAAAAUCUGAACAAUUUUCAGAAACAGAGCCUACAUUUUGUCUAAUUUCUCGGGUAUCGAUUUGUGACAUUGAGAUUAAGCAAGAAUGGAAGAGCCAUCACCGCUUUCACUGGGGUUAGAGGUCAUAGAUGCGGAGACUCCAGGUAGCUGCUUUGUCACCUCACAGAAGGAGUUUACCCCUAUACUCAGCUUCACUCCUAGACAAUAUCAGCUUGAACUACUUGAAACGGCUCUGGAGCAGAACACGGUAGUAUACCUGCAGUCUGGGACAGAGAAGACAUUCUUGGCAGUGAUGCUCAUCAAGGAACUCUCAUGGUCAGUGAGGAUGCCUGUCAAGGAUGGAGGGAAAAGAUCCAUCUUCCUGGUCAAUUCAGAAUCUUAUCUGUCAAAAUGUGGCAACGUAAUCCGCACCCACACCGAUUUAGAUGUCAAGGAAUACAGGAACCGGGAAGAAAUGAGUUCAUGGGACAAAACAAAAUGGCAGGAUGAAAUCGAACAUUGUCACGUUGCGGUGAUGGACAGCGAUAUCUUCCUCAAGCUCUUACAGAUGUCCUUUGUUGACUUGUCCAUGUUCAAUCUGCUCAUUCUGGAUGAGUUUCAUCACACCCUGAACUACCUCCAUCCCUACCAUCAUGUCAUGCUCACAUUGAGAACUUGUCUUCGGGAAGAUUGCCCCAGGAUUUUGGGAUUAUCUGAAUCGGUUCUGAAGACGGACUUCAAGCCAGUGGCUUUAGAGAAGCAGAUCGAGUUAAUAGAGGAAAAUCUUAAGUGCAAAGCGAAAAUCGCAACUAAUUUGACCAGUAUUAGCAAAUAUGGCACCAAGCCCAAAGAAGCAGUCAUCCUCUGUCGGAAGUAUGGGGACUGCGUUGAGUUGGUGUCCAAGCUAUCGCAGCUCCUCACAGACAGUCUGGAACAGCUAAACCAGUUUGAAUACUCUUUCAAAGCCAAGGACUUCGAUGGGGAGCUUGUAGACUGUAAUCGGGAUCCUGUACUGCCAGCCAAGCAAGCCCUUACAGAAUGCCUGUCAGCCCUGAUGACGAUAGGCCCUCUAGGGGUCAAGAUCCUAAUCCCGAUGUUAGUCCGAGAGCUCCUGAAGCUCGAGAGGCAUGAGUUCCUUGACGUUCACCUUCUCUUCCUGCAGCACGCAGUGACUCAGCUGAGGAUGGUUGAAAGGAUAUGUGACAAUGCUCUCAGAGAAGGAGGCAACUUUUAUAACCUGAAGUUCCUGACUCCUAGAGUCAGGAGGCUGUUGGAAAUUUUGGCUGAGUUCAAACCCAAGGAGGCCAGUCCAGAGGAGAAAGCUCAGCAGAGCGCUAGCCGGGAAAGGACCAACAAAUAUGCAUCACGUAGGAAAGCAUUUAGAUCUCAUAAGGACAUGAAAAAUCCUAGAUGGAAACCCGUUGUCCCGGAAGACCAAGACGAGGACGAAGUGAGUGAUGAGGAAGAAGAAGAGGAGGAAGACGGACCCAAUGCCGAUAUCCAGCAAACCGGUCGCUCCACCACCAACCUCUGCGGUAUCAUCUUCGUGGAGCAUCGUUACACGGCGGCGGUGAUGAGCAGGCUCUUCAAGAAACUCUCCAAGAGAGAUCCAAGGCUGCACUUUCUCCUCUGCAGCUGCAUUGCCAUUGGCAGCGGGAGGCUUGGGGUGGCGAAGAAGUCGGCUGUGCAGGCUCAGAAUCAAAGGAGAAAGAAUGAAGAAGUGUUGAGGAAAUUCAGGAGGAGAGAAGUCAAUGUCUUAGUUGCUACCAGCUCUGUGGAAGAUGGUGUUGAGCUUCCCCGUUGCAAUGGCUGCAACCUCGUGGUGCGGUUCGAUCGACCUACCAGCUACCAGUCUUACAUGCAAUCCAAGGCCAAGGCUAGGGCACCUACAUCCCACUUUCUCAUGCUCAUAGAUGAACCGGAUGUACCACCAUUCCUCAAAGACGUGCAGAGCUACCAGGAGUUUGAAAGGGUUCUGAAUAGGAAGAGUAGAUCUAAGGUUCAGCAAAAAGAAGAGGAAGUUGAUCUUCUUUUAGCUGACCAGCAGAUGCCUGCCUAUGUCCCCAAGAAUGAGGAAGGUUCUCCCAGGGCCUCGAUGACCACUGCUAUCCAGAUUAUUAACAGAUACUGUGCCAAGCUACCUAGUGAUGUGUUCACCCAUCUUACUGCUUCCUGUAAGAUAGAGGAGAGGAAAGGUGAAGUAACCCCUGAGUUCCAGGCCACUCUUCAGUUACCUAUCAAUUCACCCAUCAGGGAGCCCAUUACAGGUCAGUGGAUGAAGCGUAAGAAAUGGGCCAACAUGGCGGUGGCUGUUAAAACUGCCGAGAUUCUACAUAAAGCAGGACAACUGAAUGACUUCCUGCAGCCAAUCGGGAAGGAAUCGGUCUUGAAGGCCACGGAAAAUGCUUUCAAUCAUCUCUUUGCUGAAGGUCAGACACGUCCAGGAACAACUAAGAAGAGACAGUACUAUGAUAAAGAGGUAGCGAAGUGCCUCCAAGGAUGCCUUCCAAUGCCAGAUGAACCUUGCUACCUGUACAGUAUUGACAUGUCCCUGGCCUCACCUCUACCAGAUAUCCUCAACAUACGAGAGAGGAAACUCCACAGACCAGAGGAAACACACCAGUGCUUCGGUAUUCUCACCUCAAAGCAAAUACCAAAGGUGCCUGGUUUUCCAGUCUAUACCAGGGCAGGAGAGUUGGCUGUGACCAUCAAGCUUCAGUCAGAUGCGAUACGACUGAGUGGUAAUCAGAUCAGGAGAGCCCAGUCCUUUCACGGCUGCAUGUUCUCAGAAGUGCUACGGCUUGACAAACCUAACCUAGAGCUGAACCCGGGGAAGAGUCAAGCUAAUUACCUCAUUGUGCCUCUCAAAGAAGCAGGUCCUAAUAGUGGCCCUUCUGUCAUUGACUGGUCAUUUCUUGAGGAGGUCAGCCUGAGUUCUGGUCAUCUUGACCAACCCCCUCAACUUCCGGAUUACAGCCAGAGCCAGUUUGAGUUCUCCACGGAUAUCCUCGCAGACGCCGUGGUCACGCCAAUCUACAGGAACAUCGACCAACCCCAGCGUUACUUUGUGGCAGAUAUCCUCUAUGACCUACCCGUGACCAGUCCUUUCCCGUCUGAAAAAUAUGAGACAUUCGUGGACUACUACUUUGAGCGGUACGACAUCCAGAUAUCCAACUUCCAGCAGCCGUUGGUAGACGUCGACUGCAUGUCAUCCAGACUGAAUCUGUUGACUCCAAGGUAUCUGAACCACAAGGGGAAAGCAUUGCCGAUCAGCACAGGUCAAAACAAAAAGGGGAACCUGCAGAAGAAGCAGUACCUGGUCCCCGAGCUCUGCUACAUCUAUCCCAUACCUGCAUCCUUGUGGAGGAAAGCAGUGUGUCUUCCAUCCAUCCUCUACAGAUUGAAUGCGCUGCUGAUUGCAGAGGAACUCAGGGUACAGGUGGCCGAGGAGGCUGGCAUUGGCCUGAAGAAGCUCCCAGAGGAAUAUCCCUACCCGAACCUGAGCUUUGGAUGGGAAGGACUUGACCUUGAGGCACUCGAGAGGCAAGAGAAAGAGGCCAAAGAAGCAGCAAGAUGCGAUCAUGAUGAAGGAAAUGCAAUAUAUGUUGAACCAAAGUGCAAUAACAAUAAGCAGCUGAAAGAGUAUGAACGUGCAGCUGAGUCUGAACUGCAGACAAGCGAGAUUAAGGAUGUUGAAAUGAAUGAGCAGCUGAACACACCAUGUGACCAAAGUAGACUAGAACGUUGUAGGAGAGAUGGUAAUUUGAACAGUACUAAUGAGAAUAAAGACACAUUUGAUGAUGAGAACUUUCACCUUGAUGAUGACGGCUAUGACCCACAGAUGUGCCUUGGACCUAGCCCUACUAUUAUUUUGCAGUCUUUGACCAUGUCCAAUUCCAGCGAUGGUUUCAACCUGGAGAGGCUUGAGAUGCUUGGAGACUCCUUCCUGAAACAGGCAGUGACUGUCUAUCUCUACUGCACCUACCCUCAGUUAGAUGAGGGUAAGCUAUCAUUCCUCAGGAGCAAGCAGGUUAGCAAUUUCAACCUGUACUGCCUGGGUGAGAAGAAAAAGUUAGCUCAUAAGAUGCAGGUAUCACUGUUUGAUCCUUCCAUCAACUGGCUUCCUCCCUGUUUGCUUGUCAAGGAGAGCUCCAAACCAGUCAUCAAGGAAGAGAAUGAAACUGACCAGGAUGCAGGAUUUGUCAUUGACACCUGGGAUCCUUCCACCGUUGAAGGUAUUGACGACUUCGACGAUGAUGACUUCGACAGCGACCAGGGCUGGGAGGAGAAUAGUGAUGAUUUUUCAGAAGAGGAGAUCGACGAGACGAAGGCAGAAUGUCCGGACGAUUUCUUUGCCAGGGAAGAGAAGGACGAGGAGCAGUGGUCUUUCUCUGUGGGAGAUCCUGACGAUGUUCCGGGGUUGACCUACACCGGUGCCAAGACGCAGGAUGUGGGAAGUGUUCCUCCUCUGCCGUACGAGAUCCACACCCAACACAGCAUGUCCGACAAGAGCAUCGCGGACUGCGUCGAGGCCUUGAUCGGUUGCUACCUGAUGUCUUGCGGCUUCCGUAGCGCCCUUCUCUUGAUGGCCUGGAUGGGGUUGGAUGUCCUUCCAACCAUGGAAGGCCACUAUAAGAAGCAGGAUGACCAAUCAUCUAACCAUUCGUCAAACCCUUCAGCUGAUCUUCCAGUGUCUUGCCGAUAUGGCUACCUGAAGCAACCAGAGUCCCCUCUCUCCAGGAAUGUGCCCAAUGCAAAGAAAGUACUCAAGGAGCAACUUGUUGGAUAUGAGCACUUUGAGAAGACCAUCAACUAUCGCUUCAAGGAUAGGGCUUACCUGCUCCAGGCCUUUACUCAUUCAUCUUACCAUCGUAAUAGCAUUACAGAUUGCUAUCAGAGGCUUGAGUUUCUUGGAGAUGCCUUGUUGGACUACCUCAUCACUCGUCACCUGUACGAUCACCACACCAACCUCUCUCCAGGGGCGCUGACCGAUCUCCGCUCGGCACUGGUCAACAACACCAUCUUUGCUUCCUUGGCCGUCAAGUUCAACUUCCAUAAAUACUUCAAGGCCUACACUGCCAACAUGUUCCAAGUCAUUGACAACUUUGUGACAUUUGUCGAUGCAAAGAAUGAAGCUUUGGGAAUGGAUUCGCAGCUGAAGUACAGUGAUGGAGAAGAGGACGAGUCCGAAGAUAUUGAAGUCCCUAAAGCUCUUGGUGACAUCUUUGAAUCUGUCGCCGGUGCAAUCUACCUUGACAGUGGUAUGUCACUCAAUGCCGUCUGGAAGGUCUACUAUCCGAUGAUGAAGCAACAGAUUGAACAAUAUGCCUCGGAUCUGCCAAUCUCUCCUGUCCGAGAACUGUUGGAGAUGGAGCCAGAAACGGCACGAUUUGGGCCACCAGAGAAGACCAUCGAUGGAAAGACGAGGGUCACCGUCAACGUGGUUGGUAAGGGACAGUUCAAGGGGAUUGGGCGGAACUAUCACAUCGCCAAGGCAACGGCGGCUCGUUUCGCCCUACGCCAUCUGAAGAGCCAUCCUCAGAAGUGAAAGUAAGACUCAACGUACUGAAAGAAAUUCUGAAAAACAUUACAAUACCGCUAUCCUUUGGUGAGGCAUUGAUUUACAUAUGCCACUUUUCACCCAAGUGAGUGAAUGGUAUCUUGUAGGAUGGGAACAUCUAUGUGGUUUCCUCAGCACUGUAUCAAAAUGAUAACAAAUUGGAAUGUUCACCAGGGAGUGGAGAAUGCAAGUGCAUUCAGUGUGGGCAGAUCUAAGUUUCAUGACUUGGCUAGUGAUAUCUCUUUGUGAAGUGAAAAGACAAAAUGCUAUUACACUGAUCUAUUGGAUCAUUAAAAUUUGCAUUAUUUUGAAAUGCUAACUGUAUGCCUCAUGUUUGUAUACAUAAUAAUGCAAUGUUCCAGGCCUGAGUAAUGGUAUGGGUGAAGAUUAAUUAUUUUCUCUUGGAAAGGGAUUGAUAAUUUAAUAUGAUUUAAUACCUUUCUCCAUCCCAUACUAUCACAGUGUCCUUUGAUUUCAUAAAAUGAAUUAAUGCAGUCAGGUGUUGAUGGAAUGAUUAUGUGGAGUACUUUGGAUCUGUUAUAUAAAGUCUUUCAGAUCUUUAAGAUGUUCACGCCUGGUAUUAAAAAAAAUACUUCAUCUUUUUAAAAGAAAUUUGACCAAAAAAUCAUGCUACGACACUGGUUUAAACUUCACUGCCAGCUCAAUCAGUUAUAGUUGUGAUUGGGUUGCAUGUGUAUGGUGAAGGGAUGCUUGAGAAUAGGUGAUUUCAAGUACAGUGUUGGCGUUGGUGUUGGAAUUUGGAUUGCUUUCCCUAGCUCCAAAACCUAUUCUGAGUUUGUAAAACAUCCAGAUCACAUCAGUGACAUCUCAACAACUAGUGAGUGACUUUUCAGGACCAUCUUCGUUUUAUGUUUGGUGUGAUACUGUACCAGCUGAAAUUUUCGCAUACAGAUAUUUUCGCGAAUCGCUACCUAUCAGACAUUUUCGCGUGUUGUUAAUUUCGCGCUUGAAAGUCACCCAGUCAGUGCCUAUACGAUCACUCUCACGUACAGCAAUCCAGUCAUCCCAUAUCUAUGCACAAGUCUAAGCCUAAAAUAACUUGCUGAAAAUUUUUCCGAAGGAAAAUACCAUUAAACUUAAAAAUUAUACCUUCCUUU